Molecule: messenger RNA, 1191 nt
Organism: Lactuca virosa
Lineage: Eukaryota; Viridiplantae; Streptophyta; Magnoliopsida; Asterales; Asteraceae
Source: the annotation of a GenBank genome assembly
AACGGCGGGCUAUGCGAAAUUGCGAAAUGUGAAAACUCCCCGUUUCAAAACCUAUCCCACAUACACAACACACAUAGAUCUGCAGAUGACGAUGCAGGCGGGAAGAGUAGGAGAUCGUGAUAUCAGGGCUAAAAUGGCGGAACUGCGACUGAUUACCGACAAAGAAAUUGAGAUUCAUCAGCGGAGGCAAGAAGCCGCCGUUCUUUCAUUGCGCAAAUCUCUGCAGUCAAUCAAGUUCGACGCCCAGGAAACUGUGUUAAAUCAAGACAAGAUAGGAAAGCUCAAAGCUCAACUGAGGGCGGUGGAGGACGAUUUAGUGAAAGCUCUUUCUGUGAAGACCCGGAAAGAGGCAAAAAAGAUGGCCAUAGCAGACUCCAUUUCUGCUACAAAAGCCAGACUCGAAGAACAUAAGAAAAUUGUGGCUGAUCAGAGAAUCAGAAAGGAUGAAUUUGCAGCAAUCAUAUCAGACUCUUUCAAAGCUCUGAAAGAAAAUGAAGAAAAGCAUAGUCAAGAUGCAGAACGUAGAGAAGAAAUUGAAGAGGCGAUUUCUUGGUACAAUAGGGUGCUUGGAUUCAGAAUCGAAACAGGACAUGGUAUAAAGUUUAUCUUCAGCAACAUAAAUAAAAAGAAUCCAAAUGAAGAGUAUUACUUCACUAUUCGCCUUGAGAAUGAUAUUUAUUCUUUGCUUGAUUGUCAUCCAAAUGUGAGUGAGGUGAAAAAGUUGAUCCAUGAACUUAAUGCUACUAAUGGCUUGUAUCAUUUUGUUAGAACUAUGAGAGCAAAAUUUCAAGAGGUUGCAGCAGUUGAAAAUUUAACUGAAACUGGUGCUCAUCCUCAAGAAACUUCUGUUAUAUCAAUGUCUGCCCCAUUUUCUUCAGUCUCCACUGACAGUGGAAGUGCAAUGGAGGAGGAUGACUCUAGAGAAACCAGGAAAGCCAGAGGUGUUCAAGGGGUACAAUCGUCAUUUCAGUCCCCUGGAUCUGCUUCAUCUCUACGCCGCCGCCAAUCCCCACGGUUUAAGGCAAAGAAAUGAAGAUGAAGGUUACUCUUUGUUCAUUACAGUGUGACUUGCUUGUUUUUAUGUGUGUUAGCCAAAAAUGGUAUCUUUUAACUCGUGUAAUUGGUGGCAAACUCUAUUGUUUGCUUGUAAUUAAAAAUAUUUUUUAGGGUAUAAGGAGUUGACAAAUGCAA